AUGGUUCUCGAGAUGUCCACUGAGAAGGUGGGUUCACCAAGUGAAGGAAUGGCAGCUAAAGUAGAAGAUUCACUAUUCAGAUUUCGCAAAGAAGAAUUAGACAUUGAAAAGCUGCGUACAUUUUCAAGAUCUCUAAAUGAUAUCACUUCAGAAACAUUGUACAGCAAGUGGAAAAGAGCGCGAGGAGAGGGAACCAAGUCACCCCGGCGCACAACUCGAAGCAUCUCUCUGAUUACACCGCCAAAUAUCGCGCGCCAAGAAAACCUACAACAAGGUAAACCAGCUAGGAAGAACAGCUUUCAUGUUUUGCAGGAGAAUGUUUUCAGGCCACGGAGUUGGACUAUAGCGGCGAGUCCUAUGGAGGUCAUCAGCGAGCAUUUUGCAAUGCAUACACUAGAUGUCAAUAACAACAACGACACGCGAGGCUUAGAUGGACAAGAUGCAAAGCGUCCGUGGGGAGAGAGAAGAAGGAAUAGGAAACAAUUCAGGGUAUCACUGCAGAUUCCUCAAAAGAAACACAGUCCACCAACGUCUACUGGAGCCGAAACAGUUACUCAAGGGAAAAAGGAUCGUGUUGAUCGUAAACAAGAGGUCGGAACCGGUUCGGAAAUUUUUACCAAAUCCUCUCAAGUGCCACGAUGUGUUUCCGAAUCUUCACGAGGGGACGGAAACCCUCCGAUAGUGGCACACCUUGUGAGUGAAGUAGAUGAUGCUCCAAAGGCAAUGGAGGACUCAUAUGCAGAGAAACCUGUUUGCAGUUUGUUUACCGAAACAGUGAAAAUCGAGCUUCCACAGCAGUCUGUUAGCAUGCCCGCAUCGCCAAACUUCCCAAUGAGAAAGGUUCCUGAACAUGCGUGGGAGGAAGUCACAAAAGACUCUAAUGGGGGGCAAAGUAAAGAAGUCAUUGUCCAAGACGCCUCUGAGAUGACAGCAAGCAGUGAAAGGUCAAAAGCAUCACAGAAUACUUUCUCACUUGGCUGCACUUAUGCAGUGGUCAGCCAACCAACGCGAGAAAAUGAAAACACUGUCAAACAAAUAGCGAAAAUGAACAGCACAGUGAUCAGCAAAGAGCAACGUGCCGAACUGGAAGAAGAAUUCCAAAAGUUGAAAAAAGCUUCGCUCGAGUUGGAUAGAGCUGAGUUUGAAGAGAGAAGAUUCGACAGCCCAAAUGGAGUCAAUUCAAAGGACAUUUUAGAGUCACAGCCGUUUAGACGAUUCUCAGAACUGAAUAAUCCAACUGUAUGGAACUCAUCUAGUCAACCAACGGCCAGAGCUAUUCUACAGAAUAUUAAAAACGUUGCGCAUAAAACAGAAAAAGAGAGAAUCGAGGAUAUCGAGUGGGCUUUCGAGUGGAUCAGAAAAGAACUUGCUGAACUACGAGCUCAAGAUAAAGAUAUAAUGCGAACAUUUACUAAGAUUCAAGCCGGGAUAAGAAAAAUUAAACUCCAACGUGCAUUGAACGGCGCCUUAGACGAGUCGUACGAAUAUGACAUUGUGGACCAUUCUGUAAAUUUAAGCGCUAGCUUCUCGUAUGUUCCGUUAGUUAAAGAAUUCCACAACACGUUCCCGAGAAGAGCAAGUCUUAUAUGA
Molecule: messenger RNA, 1590 nt
Organism: Pocillopora meandrina
Lineage: Eukaryota; Metazoa; Cnidaria; Anthozoa; Scleractinia; Pocilloporidae
Source: the annotation of a GenBank genome assembly